Fonsecaea multimorphosa CBS 102226 is the source of this 1647-nucleotide messenger RNA. Its product is annotated as T-complex protein 1 subunit epsilon. Gene Ontology annotation, biological process: protein folding. NCBI's taxonomy places the organism in Eukaryota, Fungi, Ascomycota, Eurotiomycetes, Chaetothyriales, Herpotrichiellaceae. The record is from RefSeq and is a predicted model, not a curated record. The transcript is spliced from 3 exons. Bases 1 to 1647 code for a protein of 548 amino acids. Gene Ontology annotation, molecular function: ATP hydrolysis activity; ATP binding; ATP-dependent protein folding chaperone. Gene Ontology annotation, cellular component: chaperonin-containing T-complex.
AUGGCGAUGCAGUUGGACCUAUCCCAGGCACAGGUCCUGAAAGAUGAGACGGGAAGACCCUUCAUUGUCGUCCGAGACCAAGGAAAAAAGAGGAGAACACAUGGCAUAGAUGCUGUUAAGCAGCACAUUGUCGCAGCUCGCACGAUUGCAAACAUUGUCAGAACCUCGUUAGGCCCACGCGGUCUCGACAAGAUCCUCAUAUCUCCAGACGGCGACAUUCAAAUAUCAAACGAUGGGCGCACAAUCAUGUCGGAGAUGGAAAUAACACAUCCUAUCGCUAAACUUAUGGUCGAACUUUCAAAAUCACAAGAUGAGGAGAUUGGUGAUGGUACCACUGGCGUUGUCGUCUUGGCUGCUGCUCUUCUCGACCAGGCCGCAGACCUCAUCGACAAAGGCAUCCAUCCCAUUCGAAUCGCCGACGGCUUCGACCAGGCUUGCGAGGUUGCUGUGGCACAUCUGGACAAGAUUAGCGAUGAGGUCACCUUCACCCGCGAGAAGCAAGAAAACCUGAUUAAAGUGGCCAAAACGAGUCUCGGAAGCAAGAUCGUCAGCAAGUCCCAUGACCAGUUCGCCAAGAUUGCUGUCGACGCUGUCAUGUCAGUCGCCGACCUCGAGCGGAAAGACGUCGACUUCGAGCUCAUCAAGGUCGAUGGUAAAUCAGGCGGUUCAAUUGAAGACUCUUUACUUGUCAAAGGGGUCAUCAUCGACAAAGACUUCUCUCAUCCGCAGAUGCCCAGCGAAGUGAGGGAUGCCAAACUGGCAAUCCUGACGUGUGCCUUUGAACCUCCGAAACCAAAAACCAAACACAAGCUCGAUAUAUCCACCGUGGAAGAAUUCAGGAAGUUACAACAGUACGAAAAGAACAAGUUUGUGGAAAUGAUCGACAUGAUUAAAGCUACGGGGGCAAAUCUUGUGAUUUGUCAGUGGGGUUUCGACGAUGAGGCAAACCAUCUUCUUCUUCAAAACAAGCUGCCAGCAGUCCGAUGGGUUGGCGGGCCUGAAAUCGAGCUGAUAGCCAUUGCCACCAACGGUCGCAUCGUGCCGCGAUUCGAGGACUUGAGCAGCGAGAAACUAGGCAAAGCUGGCGUGGUCCGAGAAAUGACUUUUGGUACCACGCGAGAAAAAAUGCUGGUCAUUGAAGAGUGCGCCAAUACCCGAGCUGUCACCGUGUUUGUAAGAGGUAGCAACAAGAUGAUCAUCGAUGAAGCCAAGAGAUCGCUUCACGACGCUCUGUGUGUUGUUCGCAAUCUCGUCAGAGACAACAGAGUCGUCUACGGCGGUGGCGCCGCUGAGAUCGCUUGUUCUAUCGCUGUCGAGGACGCGGCGUCGAAAUCGCCAGGUCUGGAACAGUACGCCAUGAGAGCCUUUGCCGACGCCUUGGACGCAAUUCCCAUGGCCCUGGCAGAGAACUCUGGUCUGAGUCCAAUUGAGACGUUGGCCGAGGUGAAGUCACGGCAGAUCAAAGAACAGAACUCUCGGCUAGGUGUUGACUGCAUGGGAACUGGGAAUAAUGAUAUGCGCGCGAACUUUGUUAUCGAUCCCUUAAUUGGAAAACGACAGCAGUUGCUUCUCGCGACUCAGCUAUGUCGAAUGGUCCUGAAAAUCAACAACGUGAUUGUGGCGGGCAGCGACGAAAACGACUUCUAG